This is a messenger RNA of Aspergillus ibericus CBS 121593, 660 nucleotides long. RefSeq names its product oxidase ustYa family protein. The transcript has a single exon. Lineage: Eukaryota; Fungi; Ascomycota; Eurotiomycetes; Eurotiales; Aspergillaceae. Gene Ontology annotation, biological process: mycotoxin biosynthetic process. The record is from RefSeq and is a predicted model, not a curated record. Bases 1 to 660 code for a protein of 219 amino acids.
AUGCUGCUCUACCUCAGCCUGAUCGGAAAGCUUUACCCCUUCCAUUCAUCCUCUCCCCUCUGUGCUUCCAAACCUUCACUUUCCAAUGCAUUCCCUUCACUACACGCUGCUGGCGCACUCGAAUACGAGACUCGAACAUGGCCAGUCAGCAUUCACAACAACCCCUUCGCCGGGAAGCCCCGCCCAGAGCUCGAAGAGGCCUGGCACCACCUAUUCGAAAAGAACAAUAUCCGCGUGCACAAAGAAGACCUCGACUUCUACAACGUGACUUCGUUGCCAAUAACCGAGUCCACCGACAACGACACCGACUGGGUAGGCCAGAUGGGCGUCUUUCACGAACUGCAUUGCCUAAAGCGCGUUCGACACUGGAUCUACCGGGAUCACUACCUUGCAGAUGCACCAGAGACGGUCUUGAUUGAAGAGGAGGCUCAUGUGGAUCACUGUAUGGAAUUACUGCGUGAAGCUAUCAUCUGUCGGGGGGAUCCGACCUUGAGUGGCUUCCGGUGGAUUGGGCCCGAUGAGGGAGGGGAGGGGUAUCAUCUUACGGUGGAAGCGCCGGGGUAUCAUACUUGUGUGAACUGGGAGAAACUGCGGGCAUGGAAUGAUGAGAGGGCGAUUGAUGCGUUUGAGCCGGGGGUGCUCGUUGGUCCUAACUUAUAG